AAGAUAAAAAGACAGAAGCAUGUUAAGAAAACAUUGAAAUUUUAUAAAACACAUUUCGGAAUUGGUCCGCCAUUUAAAAUUUUGAUCGACGGGACGUUCUGCAAAGUUGCUUUACAUUUUCAAAUUAACAUUUUUGAACAAAUGCCAAAAUAUUUAGACUGUGAUGUUCAUCUGUCAACUACUAAUUGUGCCCUUGCAGAAUGCUCAACUUUUGGAUUCAGGCAUGAUUUACCACUUUAUGGAGUUUACAAAGUUAUUAGCCAAUAUUCUGUCGUUGAAUGUGGCCACAAAAAUCCAUUAUCACCAAGUGAAUGUUUGUUGAGGAUGGCGAAAAAGAAUGUUGGAUAUUUUGUUGCCACUCAGGACCAGAAAUUGAGUGCCAGUGUAAGAUCCCUGCAUGCUGUUCCUCUCUUGUACAUUUCUCACAAGUCAAUCAACCUGGAAGCGCCCUCCUUACCUUCAAAGCACCUGGCACAACAAAAGGAAAUAGUAAAGUUUAAUUUGUCUGAACAGGAACAGAAGCAACUGAAUGACUUCAAAGAAGCUACAAUUGAUAAGGAUGCUAUAAAGCCAAAAAGAAAAAAAAUCAAAGGACCCAAUCCACUUUCCUGUAAAAAAAAGAAAGCUAAGCCUGUUGAUGUUAACGGCAUUAACAAACGACAUCGCAAACGAAAACGA
Messenger RNA from Helobdella robusta, 678 nucleotides. RefSeq lists its product as hypothetical. The annotation marks the transcript as partial. Gene Ontology annotation, molecular function: small ribosomal subunit rRNA binding. NCBI's taxonomy places the organism in Eukaryota, Metazoa, Annelida, Clitellata, Rhynchobdellida, Glossiphoniidae. The record is from RefSeq and is a predicted model, not a curated record. The transcript has 4 exons. Gene Ontology annotation, cellular component: nucleolus; small-subunit processome.